Molecule: messenger RNA, 741 nt
Organism: Gongylonema pulchrum
Lineage: Eukaryota; Metazoa; Nematoda; Chromadorea; Rhabditida; Gongylonematidae
Source: the annotation of a GenBank genome assembly
UACUAUGUCAAUAGCAUUUCAACGGAAGAUGAAGAUGAGGAUGAGAUAGUGACGGAAGUGGAACAUGAAGAUGACGACAGAACGCCGGUGCUCUCACGUGAAAAUUCGAAUGUGCAAAAUAAGCCAACAACACCGACGUGGCAACGAAAAACCAGUGGAAAUGGCGAAAAAACUGACGAAGUGCAGGUCUCGUUAAUGCGUGUCCCCUCGAUCUACUCGAACACAUCACGGAAAAACGCCACCGGCAAUAAUGAAAACAUCUACAAAAGAGGCACCGAUUGGAAGCUCUGGCGAGAAGUUGGCGUUUCUCCGCCAUGUCGACGUAAAAUCGAAGGGAGUCCAGCGUCAGUCCGUCGGUCAGUGGUCACUCUUGAAGGAAGCCCUUCAUCCGAAAGAAAAUCAGCGUCGUUUGAUCCAGGCAGUCCCAUGUCAUUGCGUAAAAGCUCCACGAUUAGUACGACUCCCUCAGUGCGUUCUGAUUCUACGCUGCAAACAUCCGCGUCACCAGAUGCAAGUUGUUCGCAUGUGCCCGAAAGUCCAAUUCUGCUGCGCCGCGGGAGCUCAAGACGAGCCGAGGUGAGCUCAGUGCUGCCAAGGAAGACGACGAACUGUGCGCCUGACUCGGGAAUCCAUUUUGCUUCACCGUUGCCGGCACGACGCAAGGAAUCAGAGAAUGGCGUGGCAUAUUCGCCACUCACUCGUCGCAAAGAUUCGGACGUUAAUUCGCCUUCUCCAGUGAUA